CCCGGGGGUAGGCCGUGCAGUGGCGGGCGAGGGGCGCCGUUAGCUACCCGGAUUGCCCCGCGGUGGUAGCCCGCUUCGGUGUGCCAUGCGGUAGCGGGUUACGGCGGGCCCGGGCUCUCGGCGGCCAUGGAGCAGCUCCUGGGCGGCCGGCGGCCCCGGCUGGUUUCCAUGCUGGGGCUGGGGCAGCGGUCCUGGGAGGUCACCUUAGACGAGGAGCGGGGGCGGCUGAUCUGGCGCAACCCCCGCCCACCGCGCCGAGGCGGCGAGAACUGUUUUAUACCGAUCUCUGAGGUCAUUGCUGUAGAAGAAACUGAACUUAACAAGAAACAGCGCAAUAUUGGCAAAUGGCAAAAAAUGGCAAAGCCACAUGCUUUCACAGUGUAUUAUGUGAAGAAAGCUCGAAAUCACCGCUGGCGGUGCAGUGAUGUGACUUUCUGGUGUGCUGAUGAGCACUUGUGUAAUCAGUGGAUACAGGUGCUGAAAGAAUUACUUGAAAUGCAGAAGUCUAGACCAAAGCAGUUGCUGGUGUAUAUUAAUCCAUAUGGAGGAAAACGACAAGGAAAGAGAAUUUAUGAGCAGAAAGUUGCUCCACUCUUCAGUCUGGCUUCUAUCUCCACUGAUGUUGUUAUAACUGAACAUGCUAACCAUGCUAAGGACAAUUUAUUUGAAGUCAAUAUUAAUAAAUAUGAUGGUGUUGUUUGUGUUGGUGGGGACGGCAUGUUCAGUGAAGUGAUGCAUGGUCUCAUUGGAAGAAUGCAGAAGGACUCUGGCAUAGACCAAAAUAAUCCCAAAGCACCAUUAGUCCAAUGCAAUAUAAGGAUUGGCAUAAUUCCUGCUGGAUCAACAGACUGCAUAUGUUAUUCAACUAUUGGCAUUUCUGAUCCAGUAACAUCAGCUCUUCAUAUAAUUGUAGGUGACUGUCAGCCUCUGGAUGUCUCUUCUGUGCAUCACAACAACAUGUUUUUGAAGUACUCUGUAUCAUUGCUGGGUUAUGGUUUUUAUGGAGAUCUAUUAAAAGAUAGUGAGAAGAAGCGGUGGAUGGGUCCGAUAAGAUAUGAUUACUCAGGCUUCAAGACUUUUCUUUCUCAUCAUUACUAUGAAGGAACAAUUUCUUUUCAACCAGCAAAACACACAGUGGGGUCUCCAAGAGAUAAAGAUAGCUGCAGAACAGGGUGCUACAUUUGCAAGAAAAGUGAGCAACAGCUGGCAGAACAGCGCAAGGAAUGUGGAUUAAAACAUGAAGAGGAUGAAGAAGAAUGGAAAGUUAUUAAAGGGAAAUUUCUAGCCAUCAAUGCAGUAAAUAUGAGCUGUGCCUGUCCAAGAAGUCCAAAAGGUCUUUCACCAGCAGCUCAUUUGGCAGAUGGUUCAACUGACCUGAUUCUAGUUCGUAAAUGCUCAAGACUAGAUUUUUUACGGUAUCUUGUCAGACAUACAAACCAAGAUGAUCAGUUUGACUUCUCGUUUGUAGAUGUUUUUCGGGUGAAGAGUUUUCAAUUUACGUCAAAGCUUUCAGAAGACAACGAAAGCAGUGUCACAGACAUAGGAAAGAAACGAUUUGGCCAAUUCUGCAGAGACCAUCCAGCCUGCUGCUGUCAUAUUGUUAAUAGCACUUGGAACUGUGAUGGAGAAACUCUGGACAGUUCAGCACUUGAAGUGAGGGUUCACUGCCAGUUAAUGAAACUAUUUGCAAGAGGAAUUGAGGAAGACGGUAAAGAUGAAGCUGCCUGCUACCAGAGUAGCAUCGAACAAUUACUAUAGCUAUUGUUGCUCCAAUGGGGAGAAGAAAACAAAAGCUCAAGGAAAUUGAGUAUUAUAUGCAUUUUAGUCAAAUUGACAAGUAUUUUUAAACUGUAGUUCUGAAUUUUUUUUUAUGGGUUCAGUAUAUUUUUAGACAUCUUACUGCUUUGUGCUUUUUAAUCAUGAAAAUAUUACCUUGGAGCAAUGUAAUCUAAGUUAUGUUAGAAAAGAGAAGGCUGACAUAGAUACAUGUAUACAUGAUAACUGUGCUUUUCUAGAAAGCUAAUUUAGCAACGAUGUUCCAAUAAUACCUAAAUGUUAUGAAACAUUGGAUUUUUCCAUUGCCAUCAAAACAACAUAUUUUCAGUGUCUGAGAAGAUGUUUUCUGCUGCAAGUGCUAUGUAGUUGCAUGUGGCUUAAAAUACUGGACAACAGUGUUGUCAUUCACAUCUGUUUUUAGAAAACUCUUUCAUUUUAUAAUUCUGACUAUACCUGGCAACGUAUCAAUGCAAUUCAAACACACAUUCUUGGCUUUAAGUAAUAACAAUAAGAGUUUAGAAACACUCUGACAAGUAAAAGCACACCUAUAUUACAGGUCAGCCCUUAUCCUACGUAGUCUACUUAAAGGCUUCCAUGCAUGAUGCCGUUUGGGAUUAUAAAUGAUUUUGUGACUGCUUAGAUGAUACCAAAUACCACACACUGUAACUGAAAUGUUUUGUAAGCAACUCUCAGUGAUACUUAUAUCAGGAAGGCACAGACAAAGGAAAUUAAGAAUACCUUCUGAAACACCAGCAAAUUUUAAUUGUUCUUUAAGUAGCUAUAAUUAAGAUAGGAAAAGCUUCUCUCUUCAGUAUGCAGUUCUUUGGAAAUUUGACUAUGUAUGUUAAAAUGUCUUUGCAAAUGAAGAUGUUGGAAUACGAAGUUUAAAAAUAGAGUUUAAUCAUUGAAAGUUUUUAAAAUACUGUUUAAAUGUGAAACAAAUUAGUUUUGUGACAUCAAGGGAAGAAACUAGCAUCAGAUAAAUCAUGAAUUCACUGUGCUGAUUUGUGUUUAAAACAUUAGACUGUCCUAUGUAGCUAAAGAGUGAUUAUUUAAGUUGUGUAUGGAUUUGUGUAUUGUGGCACAUGUGGUCUGUGUAGGCUUGGGGCUACGUUUUGCUGCUCUUAUAUAGACCUAUUCCUGUUUGAGGAUCAGAAAUUAGCCCCUGAUCUCCUCUAUUUUUUAAAUAUGUGUAUUUCUCUUUAAAAUGUAUUGCAUCUGAGAGGGUUUUUUGGUCUAAAUAGCUAAAAAUCCUCUCUUUGUGUGUAUUUAUUGGUACUUCUGUCAUUCAACUUGUAUUAGUUUCAUGUCUCAUUUGGUCUGUCAGCCAUGGUGACUGGUCAUUUUAUUACUGCAAAUUCUUGUAAGUGGCAGAUUGAGAUUUUUUUUUUUCUCCUUGAAGUUAUUUACAUUCCAUGUUUAUGUAUCAAAAUGGUAUGCUGUGUCUUUGAUACAGCAUAUUCAUACCGGUCUGUAAGAGAUAAAGAACUUGCAAAUAGUACUUAAAAUAUAGUCAUACAAAAUUUAGGAUCUGGGUUUUGUUUUAUAGUAUUUCAGGGAAAUACUUGAAUGCUUUUCCAAAAGUCCUGCUGUUUACUUUCCUUAAUGCAGUGAGGUAAAAUGUCAAUCUGUGUUGAUUUGUUUAUCAAAUAUUUGUAACACAAGUGUGAUGUAUACUGUAUUUUUAAAGCCAUAUUUAGUACUUUCCAGCUAAGAAGCCCAUUGACAAUGAGGUAAUACAGUUCUACAAAUGCAGAUUUUUUUGGAAGUGUUGAUUGUUCAAAUGUUCUACAGUUGCUGUGGUCUAUCCAUGAAUUUUGUGAGGGAACCCAGACUUCACAUUACUUAAUUCUUAUGCAGGAUAUGAUGGCACACACUCGCCAACAGAUGAGGGCAUUACUUACAUGAGGCAUUACAGCCAUCCAGAUCAUGUUCUCAUAAAUGUGAACAGGAGUAAAUACUAUCACUUUCCAUCACUUUCUUAGUUAGUCAUGAGACUCUUACUUGGAAAAUGGAGGCUUAACCUGAUUGUGAAUGUGUCAAAUAUUUUUGAUAUCUGAAAACAGAAUGGUUGUUUCGAAAGCAAGCCACAUGUGAAGGCCCCCAAAAAUCAUUCUGUAAUAUGGUAAUGAACUGUAAAGUAAUAAACAUGUUGCAACAUAAUAUUAAGGGGUCUUAGGUAAUAGAAAAGCUGCCUCGUUGCAUUUGAAUAAUUCUAUUUGAAGCAUAUUCUACAAAGCAUCAUAUGUGACUUGUGUGAUGUGUCCAGUUGACUUUUAAGAAGAGAGCAGUAUAAGUAAUGUCUGCUUGCUUUGUAAUUCUAGGGAGUUUUCUCUGAAUAUCAUCUCAAUAUGGAAAUUAUAUGUGGGAAAACCAAGUUCAGUUUCUUUUUUAUCCUCCCCCCCCCCAAGUCUUGCUGGCUUCAAGAUUAGAAAAUAUAUUCUGCUCUAUGAUGCUGGGACUUUUCAUUGAAAAAAUAAAAUUCCAUGGUACAACAA
Pogoniulus pusillus (Red-fronted tinkerbird) is the source of this 4274-nucleotide messenger RNA. It is a transcript of the gene CERK, whose product is annotated as ceramide kinase. The record is from RefSeq and is a predicted model, not a curated record. Bases 127 to 1758 code for a protein of 543 amino acids. Gene Ontology annotation, biological process: phosphorylation; ceramide metabolic process. Gene Ontology annotation, molecular function: ceramide kinase activity. The transcript has 13 exons. Lineage: Eukaryota; Metazoa; Chordata; Aves; Piciformes; Lybiidae.